This is a messenger RNA of Onychostoma macrolepis, 1802 nucleotides long. RefSeq names its product claudin f (gene cldnf). NCBI's taxonomy places the organism in Eukaryota, Metazoa, Chordata, Actinopteri, Cypriniformes, Cyprinidae. The record is from RefSeq and is a predicted model, not a curated record. Gene Ontology annotation, molecular function: structural molecule activity. The coding region runs from base 49 to 1086 and encodes 345 amino acids. The transcript is spliced from 2 exons. Gene Ontology annotation, cellular component: plasma membrane; bicellular tight junction. Gene Ontology annotation, biological process: cell adhesion; bicellular tight junction assembly.
ACCAGACCAACAGCUGCGUUUGAGUUUGACAACACCAGCAGCUUCAACAUGGGGAGGAUUGCUAAAGAGGUUUCCGGCCAGGUCCUGUGCUUCAUUGGAUUCAUUGGCAUAUGUGUCAGCUGUGGCAUGCCCAUGUGGCGCGUCACUUCGUACAUCGGUGCCAACAUCGUCACGGGCCAGAUCGUCUGGGACGGCUUGUGGAUGAACUGUGUGAUGCAGAGCACAGGACAGAUGCAGUGUAAAGUCCAAGACUCAAUCAUGAGACUGACGCAGGACUUGCAAGCGGCACGUGCGCUGACCGUCAUCGCAAUAGUGAUCGGCUUCAUUGGGAUGCUCUUGACGUUUGUGGGAGGCCAGUGCAGCAGCUGUCUGAAGAAAGAGUCCUCCAUGGCUAAAGUGCUGAUUCUGGGUGGGAUCCUGUGCAUUGUAGCUGGAGUCCUCUGUCUCAUUCCAGUCUGCUGGUCCUCAGCCUACACCAUCUCAGAUUUCCAGAGUGUUCUCACAAUCGAGACCCAAAAGAGGGAGCUUGGGGCAUCCAUUUACAUCGGCUGGGGCGCCUCAGGGUUUCUUCUGUUUGGAGGGAUCAUUUUGUGUACUUCUUGCCCACCGAGAGAAGAUAUGUAUCCAAAAUACCCAGCCAUGUACCCCUACCAAGGACCUAUGUAUGGGCCUCCUGGAUCUUAUAUGCCUGCUGCUCGGGCGCUUCUGAUCGUCGCCAUCAUUGUCUGCCUCUUUGGGGUCGUCCUGGGGAUUGCCGGUGGAAAAUGCACCAACUUUGUUGAGAGAGACGACACCAAGGCAAAGGUGGCUAUCGCCAGUGGUGUGAUCUUCAUCGUCGCUGGAGUGCUGGUCCUGGUCCCCGUCUGUUGGUCAGCAAACACCAUCGUCAGGGAUUUCUACAAUCCCCUCCUCACAGAUGGCCAAAGGAGGGAGCUCGGGCCUUCUCUCUAUAUCGGAUGGGGUGCAGCUGCACUGCUGAUCCUGGGAGGAGGUAUUCUGUGCAGCUCCUGCCCGCCUAAAGAGGACAAGUACAACAUCAAGUACUCUCAGCCACGGUCCACUGCCACCAGCAGAGCCUACGUCUGAAAGUAAUCAAGCAUGCAAAGACUUUUUACUUAUAAAGACCCUUUUUUAGUAAAACCUCUUUAUUCCCAUCUCUGGAUUUUUUUUUUUCCCAAAGAGAAACGAAGGAAGGACAGUGUCUGAUAUGGCAUAGUUUAUUUACUGAAAUUUCGUGCUGUGAUUCUACAGAUCACUGAAAAAGAAAGUGUGCAUUUAUAAUGUGAUGAGAGGAAUCAAACUCAGGGAAGUGACGGAGAUCUGAAAUGUUAACUGUGUGUUUUUUUUGUUUUUUUUUAGAAACAAGCUGUUCUUGUAAUUUAUGUUCAAUAUGACAAUAUGAAUAGUUCCAUUAAUCAUUAUAGGUAUUUGACUGUUAAUAAAUUACAAAGGCCAUGGUUUUAUAAAAUGUGCAUUAACCGUAUACAUUUUUUGUAAACAUAAAUUAGCAUUUUUGCACAAAGAUGCCUUAAUCAGUAAAUGUGUCUUACUGUUUGUUUAUUAAAAUAAAUGCUUCUGUAAAACAAUUUAUUAAUAAUGCAUUGACUUCAUUUCAUAAUAAUAGUUUGACAGUACUGAAUAUUCUCACAUCAAAGAAAACAUUACAGAUUGUGCUGAAAUUGUUGAAAAUAGCGACAGAGAUGUUGGAGAAGACCUCCUGUAAAACCGGUUUUUAGCAAUGCUCUUAAAAAAAAUCUCUAUUUUGCUGUAAAAAAAAACUGUUAAUAAAAAACUAUCUGACA